GAGAGCAGUAGAGAGGGGAAGAGUGUGGACAGAAAGAGGGAGCUAGAGAGAGCACGCACGAGAGAGAGAGAGAGAGAGAGAGAGAGAGAGAGAGAGAGACACAGAGAGGGAGAAAGAGGGAGUGAGGAGUGAGUGAGAGAGAGAGAGAGAGAGAGACUAGAGGAACGCAGCUGCCGUCGUGGUCACUGCAAGAAGACUCGCGCUUGGGCGGAAAUGGAGGGGCACAGUCGUGGGAACUGACACACACACACACACAGUUGUAUCGGCGGGAGAGAGAGAACUUCAUGUGGAAGGGGCUUGCCUUGAGAGGAUAAGGAUUAAAAGGAGCCUUGGGCUGGAUGGGUCCGAUCAUGCCGCCGGGCAAGAAAGCGGAGGGCCCGAGUAGCGGCAGCGUGGCCCGCGGCCUGAGCCAGCUGUACCCCGACAGCGAGGCGGCCGACCUGUCGCUCUCGCUGUCGGCCUCGCUGAGCCGCGCCGAGGACGAGGAGCUGACCAGCCUGAGCUGGCUGCACGAGACCAGCGACCUGCUCACCAGCCUGGGCCACCCGGGCCUGCGCAGCGUCAGCCCCGUCCAGGACGGAGGCGGCUCCAGCGGGAGCGGAGGAGGAGGAGGAGGAGGAGGCGGCGGAGGAGGAGGAGGUGGUGGUCGAGGGGGCGCCGGCCGGGACCCGUCCCACCGCUCCUCGCCGUCCUCGUCGCCGGAGCCGUCCGAGGCCGGGGCGUACGAGCUCCCGGCGGGGCCCAACCGCAAGCCGCCGUACUCCUUCAGCUGCCUCAUCUUCAUGGCCAUCGAGGACGCGCCCAACAAGCGGCUGCCCGUCAAGGACAUCUACGGCUGGAUCCUGGAGCACUUCCCAUACUUCGCCAGCGCCCCCACGGGCUGGAAGAACUCGGUGCGCCACAACCUCUCGCUCAACAAGUGCUUCAAGAAGGUGGAUAAGGACCGCAGUCAGAGCAUAGGAAAAGGCUCCCUCUGGUCCAUCGACCCCGAGUACCGGCACAACCUCAUCCAGGCGCUGAAGAAGACGCCGUACCACCCUUACUCUCCGCGCCUGUCCUCCAGCACGCCCCCCACGUCCCCCCCCACCUCCCCGCAGGCGUAUCACAGUACGCCUCUGUGGUCUGGGAGUCCACUCUUCAGGAAGAAUGGAGGAGUUUUGCUGCAAGUUCCGCAGAGGGUGAUCCAAAAUGGCUCCCGUGUGUCGAGCCAGGGUCUGUUUCCAGUGAUCCGACCUCUUCACAUCAGCCCUGUAGGGAGCCGGACCUCAGCUAUGAGGUCAGCUCUGGGUGACUUCCUCACCAAGGGGACGGGCAGCCUGCUCUGCGACUCGGCUUCGGCCAGCGACUCGGACGCGCAGGAGGACCACACCUACAGCAGCGCCAAGUCGAGCCAGUCGCCCGAGCACCAGGGCGCCUUUUCGUCCCCCUCCUCCUCCUCCUCCUCCUCCUCCUCGCCCCACGAGCCCUGUCGAGACGACAUCAUCAAGGUGAAAGUCAUGGACGGCGGGGAGACGGUGGAGGUCAAGCAGGAGUUCAAGCAGGAGCCUCAGGACAUUCCGCUGGACGGGGACAUCACCACCACCACCACCACCACCACCUCCUCCUCCCAGCAGCUGCAGCAUCAACAGGCGGCGCUGAGGAGGAGGGUGCUCUGGGUCAAAGGUCGCCAGCCGCGGACGCCCGGCGACACGCUGCCGCUGAAGAAGAGGCGCGCGGCGGAGAAGCCGCCCGACAGCGACGACGAGGAGAUGAAGGAGGCGGCGGGGUCCCUGCUCCACCUGGCCGGGGUCCGCUCCUGCCUCAACAACAUCACCAACCGCACGGCCAAGGGCCAGAAGGAGCAGAAGGAUAAGGAGGCGCAGAGGAACUAGCAAACACUAAAAAUAAGCAACAAAAAACGAAAGUAAACAGAAAGUAAUACAUGGAGGUCAAAAAGAGGAGAGAGCAUUUUUCUUUCUCUGACAGAUUUUAAAAAGUUUUGUUUAUUUUUAUUUCCAGGAUAUCAGGUCAAUUCUACUUUGUGGCAAUAUUCGAGAAAAAAUCACUGUUUCCCUUUUUUUGUUUUCAAAUUCUAUUUUAUACAAUAUAUUAUCAUACGUGUGUACAAGUUUGAGUGAAAUAGGUCUGAAUGUAUGUCUGAACAUGUAAGUGUGUGUGCGUGUGUGUGUGCGUGUGUGUGUAUGUGUGUGUGUGUGUGUGUGUGUGUGUGUGUGUGUAUUAGUGUGUGUGUGCGUGCGUGCAUGUGUGUGUGUUUGUUUGUGUUUUACGUUUGUCUCUGCAAGAGGAUAAAAGCCAUAUUGUGGAUGUCAUCAUUUAGAAAGCCUGCUUUGUGUCUAUAUGAAUUAGGUCAUAAAUGUUAUUUAGGCUCUGAGCAGAAGCUGAGAUACACACCAACUGGCUAAGUUGUAGCAAUUCACCCAACCGGUUAUUUAGACAGGGACACUAUUUUUUCAGAUGUUACUUGCUGCUCAAUCAGGAGUGCCAAAGACAAAAACACGACAGGAAGAAGACACACGCAGAUAACAUAAUUAACACGCUACCACAUGCUGUUAAGAUCACAUAAUUAGCAGAUGACUAUAAAUGUUAUAACAGAAUCUAUACCUAUAUUGAAAAUUCCCAUCAGAAGUCCAGUGCAUUGUGUUUAAAGGACAAUGUUCGUAUUGUAAAGGGUCAAGUCUCAAUACUUUCCAAGUCUUUUCAUUGGUGCAAAUGAGCUCAGUGUCUCAGUGCAGGAAAUAAUGUGUGUCCAUGGCUGUGUAAUUGUGAGCAGAAUGCAUGGGGUCAGAGGCAAUAUUAAUAUCAUUUCAUCACAUCUUGUGUAGAUUAUUCCAAUCUUUAUGUCUGUGAUCAAGUCAACACUCAGAUUGAAUGAUAAGUGACACUAAAAAGCCUGCCUAUCAUGUUACAAUAUCGUUGUGUUGGAGUGUUUGGUUGGUCACUUUGAUUUGAUUUCUAGUCCUCAAAACAAACUAAGCAAUUUUUGUCCUUUCCGGACAACACUGAACAUUGUACAAAGUUAGAAAAUGUUUCUUGUCUUUUCUUUUUCGUAAGGUAAGGCAGUUUGGCCUAUGGGGUUUUCUGAGUUGCAAUGCAUGGGCACCUGUAAAUAAGAUUGAAAAAGUAUUUUUUUUUUCAAACCAUGUAAGAUAAUAAUGUAUUUAGCAUGAAGCAUGACUUAUUUUCAUAUAACUAUGAAUCCUAUACAGAGGCUUCCUCAGUUCUUAUAUGCGUUUUAUUUUUUCUUGUCAUCAAGUGAACAAUUUCUCCUUUAAAGCAGGCACUUACCAAUAACACUCCUUGUCAGAAAUGUCACUCUUUGAUAAGAGGCUCUGUUUUCAGUGUGCUAAAACAGAGCCCUCUCCUACUUGAGUCACACAGUACAGUAUGUGCGUAAGUGUUGUAGAAGGAAGAAGAACAGUGUGUGUGCGUGUGUGUGUGUGUGUGUGUGUGUGUGUGUGUGUGUGUGUGUGUGUGUGUGUGUGUGUGUGUGUGCGUGUGCGUGUGCGUGUGUGUGUGUCCACUUUGUACACCCUUUAACUUUGUGCCUGCCUUAUAUAUAUGUAUUUGGGUGUCUUUGACCAGUGUUUUUUUUAAAGAGACAUCUUUGAAUUUCUAAUUUAUAAAAGUGUUUUACUAUGUUUGUUUGCUGUAAAUGUGUGUUUGUCACAAAACUUCCUCCUCGAAUGGCUCACUUAUAUACUGACUACAUAAAUAGCAGUUUAAGAGUUUGACAAACAAGCGACAGUUGUGCUGACAUUCACAACAUAGGGUGGUGUGCUUGUGUGUAAAAACAUCACCGUGUCAAAUUUAGUGAUCAGGUUAAAGCUAUGCUACAUAUUUAAUAUGUCACUGAAGCAAUUUUCCAGCACGUACAAAGUGGAUGAUGUACGACUAGUUUCAAACAUAAUCAGCAAAUAUGGAAUGUGAAUCAGAGUGUGCAAGAUAUAUCUCCGGUAUGUUGCAGGUUUACCUUGAGGCUAUUACAACGAUACAUGCAGCUGUACAAAAAAAAAGAGGUUAUAAUUUUUUGUUGAGUCAUUCUAGUUGCACAAUAAGUUGAGAACUUAAGAGGAAUGUUUUGAUGGUCAGGUUUAGUGUGGUUUCAGUGACAUCCAGUCAAUUUCGGUCCCAUCAAAAAUACACUCAGUUUGGGUGUUUCCUUAAAAAAGACAUGCAACAAUGUGGAGAAAAACAGCUAUAUUUUGCGUUGUAAAAUAUACACUUAACCCAGUCUGGUUGCGUUACUUGUCUGUGGCCUGUGGUGAUUGAGGACGCUGACAGAAUGUUAGGGUCAGAUUGUCUCUGCCUUGGGUGUCUUUGCACACACAGUCAUUUCUUGUCAUGUUUGUUAUGACACUUGAAGUCAGCAUGAUCACGCUGUCAAUUCAGGCACUUAUCUGUACAUGGACACCAAAGUUGACAGUGGGAUUUUGCUCUUUAAAGGGGAAUGUCUGCAGUUUGAUCUUGGUCAUUGUUGAGCAAAAGGGAGGGUGGAGUUUAGAAAGCGUGAAGUUGGAAGAUGGAAGUAAAAUUCACUGCCUCGAAUAUCCAGAAAAUUAGACUCUUCAAUAAUUGUAUUAAAUUUGCCAAACACCUGUGUAUAAAAAAAAUACAGUUUAUUUGUUGUUUUGGUCACUGCCGAUCUGGUGAAUCCUUAGGAUGGGCUCCACCUUAGAGGAAGCAAAUCCAAAAACAUAAGGCACUCUAAGGCUAGUUCAGACUGGAGGUAGCACAUUCUUUCCACUAUGUGCAAUCACAUUGCCAAAGAACAGUCUAGAAAUAUAUCAUAACUGCUUGUAAAUAUCACACUUGUCUUUUAUGUGACAAUAAAUGUUAUGUUUCUUCCUUUUUUUAUCCAGAUACUUACAAUAAUGUUUAUGUAAUGUAUUGUCUUCCAGUUGCAAUAAUAAAAAAUUGAGUUUGAAGAGUGGA
This is a messenger RNA of Sardina pilchardus (European sardine), 4932 nucleotides long. It is a transcript of the gene ches1, whose product is annotated as checkpoint suppressor 1. The transcript is spliced from 6 exons. Bases 339 to 1871 code for a protein of 510 amino acids. NCBI's taxonomy places the organism in Eukaryota, Metazoa, Chordata, Actinopteri, Clupeiformes, Clupeidae. Gene Ontology annotation, molecular function: cis-regulatory region sequence-specific DNA binding; DNA-binding transcription factor activity. Gene Ontology annotation, biological process: regulation of DNA-templated transcription. Gene Ontology annotation, cellular component: nucleus. The record is from RefSeq and is a predicted model, not a curated record.